AUGGCUGCUCAGGUCCCAAGUUCAAUGAAGGCCCUAGUGGCAGACCGUUCUAUUGUUACUCGACUUUCAAAUUAUUCAUGCGGCCACUCAUCUGGCGAUGGCGUCAAGAUACAAACAACCCCUGUUCCCGAAAUUCUCGACAACGAAAUUCUCGUUCGCGUACGAUCCGUCGCUCUCAAUCCAACCGACUUCAAACAUAUUGACGUCGUGGCUCCCCGAGGAGCUAUCAUCGGCUGUGAUUAUUCGGGCACGGUUGCCAUGGUAGGCGCCAAGGCCCCUGGAUACUGGCAGGUCGGAGAUAGAGUAGCCGGCUUCAUUCAUGGAGGACUGUACACCGACCGGGGCUCUUUCGCAGAGUAUCUCAAGAUUCCUGGAGAUCUUGCUUGGAAGGUGCCACCCUCUGUGACCGAUGAGGAAGCAGCCACAUUUGGAGUGUCCGCUGUUACCGCGAUGCUGGCUUUGAAUGCUCGUCUUGGGGUUCCAUGGCUUGACUCAGGCAAGAGUGAAGGACGGACAGAUACCCCGAUCUUCAUCUAUUCAGGCUCAACAGCUGCCGGGCUGUACUCCAUUCAACUUGCCAAACUCGCAGGCCUGAAAGUUGUGACAACAGCAUCACCAAAGUCCUAUGACCUUGUCAAGGAGUAUGGCGCUGACGACGUGUUUGAUUAUCGGUCUCCAACUGCCGUUCAAGAUAUCAUUCGAGCAUACCCCAACGUUGACAGGGCAUUGGAUUGUUUCUCAGAAGGCAAAUCGACAGAAUUCUGCGCCGAUGUGGUCCGAAGAAGCCGGGGGUGGGUUGUGACACUGUUGGAUUCUGGAAAGAAGGAGAUGAACGGAGUGAGGAUCGACUUUAUGUUGGGGUACACGGUUUUCAAUGCCGAAUUCCAAUGGCUACCUCCACUGGGACCUAAGUUCCCCAAAGUGCCAUCCGACAACGAAGCUUUACGCCGGUUCUAUGCGGCAUUACCUGAGAUUGCCCUGAAAUUGAAGACGCCCCCUUUGAAGAAGAUCGACGGGGGUCUAGAGAACCUAACAACAGGUCUCAAUAUGCUUCGUCAAGGGAAGGUAUCUGGUGGUAAGCUGGUUGCGACCAUUUUUUGA
Molecule: messenger RNA, 1101 nt
Organism: Penicillium subrubescens
Lineage: Eukaryota; Fungi; Ascomycota; Eurotiomycetes; Eurotiales; Aspergillaceae
Product: zinc-binding alcohol dehydrogenase family protein
Exons: 1
Coding region: 1-1101 (366 amino acids)
Molecular function (GO): oxidoreductase activity, acting on NAD(P)H
Source: RefSeq, a predicted model, not a curated record